UUUGUAGAAAAAAAAGAAAAAAAUACGACGUAACCACGUGUAUGAUGCCCCAGGGCCAGGCCAAGACUCAGCAAGAGAUCAAAAAUCGAACAGCUGCAACACAUAUGAUUGGUCCGAAGACGUUCUUUCCUUCUUGUUCCCACCGCGCUGUAGCAACUGCAUGGACUUGGGAAACGAUGCGAGAGUCUGCUAACACUGUGAUGCACGCAUCUGUAUUCAGCCUCUGAGAGUGACUGGUGUUGUGUGGUUGCUGACUUUGCCAUGUACACCACUGUCACCCGUGGCUGUGUUCACUGGCUUCAGUUCGAGCGCUCGGAUCGAUUCGACACUCAGAACUAAACCGCUCGAUGGCUUCCGGAAACAUCCUGAAUUCUUGGACGUCCUUCAAGCCAGUCACUAUUUUGGUGAAUUCGAGUCCUACCCGUAGGUUUGAAAUAUAGCUCCCCGCUCGAAUCCACUCGAUUUCAGCCAAGGAUAUGCACAAGUACGAGGCUCGUAGUUGUAGCCUCGUGACAGGCUGGAGUGUGGAUGGCGAUGUGUUUGCAGAAUGUGGAGUUGCCGCACUACUUCAGCAUUUUCCCAGAACAUGUCACGAACAAAAACCUGACUCGCCGUCACUGCACUGUAAAGUGCGGAAGACCCAAAAUUAUUUGGUCGACAGCCUGUAGCCUGUGCAGGGAUGCUGCCUGGCAAGCUCAGCGAAUCACCACCAAUUCUACGUGAGCUGUGUGGCUGAGCAAGCAGAGACUGAGAGACAGAGGGCCCACAAUGUCUGCCUGGCUGCACGAAGCACUACUUGGAUUUCUGGUAUUGCUGGUUGGUCCUGUGCUGCUGCAGUGUAGUGGAUUCUCAGAACCAGCCUCUGAAGACAAUCCGUACUUUGCUUAUAGCUAUCCAGAGCCAUCCUACAGUCAGUACUAUGGGGAGCCUCUGGACAUCUACUGCUUCUCUACUGCACAAGACAUAUUAGCACGGUCCACGGCGGUGAGCUGUCAUGCCGAGGCUGUUCCCGAUGUGCCGGGCCGGGGCUUGACCUGCUCUGGCGGGGCCAGCGAAACUGCUAUACAGUUCAAUAUCGAUCGGCUAAGAGAGUUCCACAGUGGCCUGUAUCGCUGUAGAACAGUGGGCCACACAUCCUUCGCACCCUUCCGUAUCAUUGGCAGCCAUCGCAUCCCCAGUGUUUCGAUCACUGCCGUCGUGCCAACUCUUACCAUGGCAACGUCCGAACGGUCCGAGACCGUUUACCUGCUGCACGACACCGGCAUCACAGCUGACGCGGAGCUCAUAUCUGUUCACUGUCGCAGUGCGGUUGUUACCGGUAGUGCGUCUGCUGUCCGUAAGGUGACAUGGGAUCUUCUUGACGAACCGUAUAACCCUGAUCAGCAUCUGAUAUCGACUGCUACCCAUGCGAACAUCUUGGUAAACCAAACAGACUUGGAGCCAUACCAGCACCUGCGGUGUACUGCUCACUACAAUGCAAUCAACGAGUCGUAUGACAUCACUCUGGUCAGAGGAGCUGAACCAGAGAUUCAACUUCUAGCCUCAUCUUCCAGAAGAGCAGAACUGCAAGAUAUUGAUACAAAUCAAACAGUUAUGGCAACACAGUUCAUUUUCAUCAUGGCCGUUUCGGGCGCCCCAGUUGGUAACUUCUCCGCUUGCCUUGCCGUUUUGAACAAUCAAACAUGCACGAGAUAUUUGGACUUGGCUCAGGAAAACAACGAAACACUGGAAAUAGGUACUGACAUGGCACGGGCGACUGUCACCUGGAACCCACCUUCCUUUCCUGGAUGCAAUGCUCUAGUCAGGGCUGAGAUUGUACUCAAAGUCAACAGAAGCAAUGGCGAACAGCAGCCCGGUAAUGGCUAUUUCACUCUAAUUGCUCCAAAUCCUUGGAAUAACCAGCUCAACACCACCAGCACUGUUGAAGAGGUAUACUCUUUUGACAAAAGGAACACUCCAACGAAAGAAAAUGUGCCGCCAGGCUGUUCCGCAAUUGUGUUGCCAACAGAGGCAAGUACAUCUCCUACGACCAGUUUCAGUACCUCGCAAUAUGAAUCAACUUUGAUAUUGGCUCCGGCAACUGCUUCAGCGUUGAUGAUUCUGGCCAAGAAGUCCACGAAAUCCAUUGCAAGUAGUGCGCAAACAGGCGUUGUGACGUCGACGUUCGGAGAUGCGGAUGCUUCCCAGAGUGAUCGACUCUUUAGCAAUCCUCUCGUCAUUGCCCUGGUUGCCAUUAUUUCCUUGUUUGUUGCGCUCGCCACUCUUGCAUGUCUCACCAUCAUUAUACGCACCAGAAAGGCAAGGGGCAGGGCUCGCCGCCGCGGUGGCAGAGCACGUUUUGCAACAAAGAACGGAAAGCGGAGAGCUGGCCAGGUUGAUUUGUCCAGCUCGUCCGCGUGCCUGAAGUCUGGUUCCACUGCAAGCCUCUCGACUGGACCGGAUAAACGGCAGCAUUGUGCAGCCAUCAUGCCUUACACGCAAGUCGAAAGUCUGCUACAGUCGGAGUUGGCGCAAGUGGUGAAUGCCGAUUACCUGGCGGAAUUCAUUGUGGACAUCGGUAACAUUCGCAUUGCGGAAGAGGUCGGACAGGGUGCGUUUGGCAUAGUGCACCGAGGGAUUGUUCACGACCUCGAACCUGGACAACGGCAGACCGAUGUGGCGCUAAAAUUGACCAGAGAUGAAUCCGAGUACUCGUCGGUGAGGGAGAUGAGCAAGGAGAUCAAGGCGCUUGUGGAGCUUGGCCGCAGGUCACACCCCAACGUGCUCAGCCUGCUUGGAGUCUGCCUCUCCGCAUCAUCUCCUAUACUCAUCCUGGAGUUUGCAUCCAGAGGUAACUUGCUGGCCAUGCUGCGAUCACGGCGCGGUGUCUCGAAGCGAUGCAUGAAGACACAGCUGAAGAAGCUGAACAGUUUGGCUAGUGACGAUGGGUAUGGCAGCACGGCAAACAAUCUGCAGCAGCAGCAGCAGCUGCUGCAGAGCCAGCGACAGACUCCCCACAGGGCGUACACCAGUAUGCCCGACAGUGAGGAUCUCAUUCGGCCGGAGAACGUCUUGAACUUCUGUCGGCAGAUUGCGCGCGGAAUGGAAUUUCUGUCCUCUAGACAUCUUAUCCAUCGUGACUUGGCAGCACGCAAUGUCCUGGUCACCGACAACUUCACGCUGAAGAUCUCUGACUUUGGUCACUCGCGCGGUGUGGAACUCAGUGAUGGUGUGUACCAGCGCUCCACGCACAAGCACAUCCCGGUCAAGUGGCACGCCAUCGAGUCCCUGCAACGCGGGUUAUACACAGUCAGCAGUGAUGUUUGGUCUUUCGGUGUUGUCAUGUGGGAGAUAGUAACACUUGGGUGCACACCUUACCCGAGUAUGGAUACAAGCAGUCUGCUUGCCUCCCUGGCAGCAGGACACCGGAUGGAACAGCCACCAAACAGUCAGGACGACCUGUAUGACAUCAUGAGAGAUUGCUGGCUGCAUGAGCCACAGAGCCGUCCUACUUUCAGCGAGCUUGUCGAAGAUAUCACUGAUUUGCUGGAGGAUGUUGCCAAGACAACACGGGGCGUGGAAUAUCUUUGCCUGGAUGUUGAUGAGUUGUCACCCGCUUCGGAGUUCACGGAUAGUAGCAGUGACGCUGCAUCAAGCAGCAGCAGCAGCAUGCCCGAUGCUAUCAGUCCCAGCAUAGCCUUGCAGAUAGUCACGCGGCCUCAGCCGCCGAUUCAGAUAACGGAGAAGAGUCCCCGUGACAGGCAACCGCACCCCCUGAGCACCGACCGGAGAAGAUCGACAGCCGUGUGAGUGCACCUAUCGCUAUGACAAUGCCGUCGCCGCUUACUGGCAUUCCUUGCACCAGCAGUACUGGGUCAAGACUGGACGUCAAGUGCAUUCACCGGAUGUCACACACGGAUCUAGUAACUGUGCGCUGGACGUGAGCAUUCUUGCGCUAGCAUGCAUGCAGUGGGUGCAGCUAUUCACAGCAAGAUGACAGCCAAGUAUGAACUUUCAAUGGACAACACCAAUGAAUGCCGAACAAGCAAGAGUUAAAACCGAAAAGAAUCCGAGCAAAGCCGAAAAGAAGCCGAGCAAAGCAAAACAGUCCAGUCAAUCUAAAUGAAAAUGGUCACAGGUCAAUAUUUCCCUGGUCAAUAUCUCCUGUUUGUUUUGAACUAUGGUCCUACUUAAGUCUGGGUCAAGUUUAAGACCCCCUCCUCGUACAUCAUGUACCACAUGGCUACAGACUCUGUGGGCUGCUAUCAUCGCCUCAGGACUACUGCACAGAAAGGGGACGUACAGUUUGCAGUAAGCAAGACAGUUCUAAUCAAAGUUCACAUACAAUGUACCAGUUGAAGCUACACAUUUUCCGCUAUUUAUUCAGUAUCACUCUUUAUUCAGUAUCACUCUGUUUCUGUGCAAUGCACGUAUCCGGUCAAGCCCCGGAGUAUGAAUGUAUUUUAAUUGAAAGAAAUAUUCCUUUUUGGCUCUCUUUCUGCCAGAUUAGUCCCCUAUCUCCUCUCCGCCCCCCCCCCCUCUCUCUCUCUCUCUUUUCAUCUCCAUCAACCUAUCUAGCAUCUAUCUCGUAUGUCACUGCGGCAUUUUCUGGUUGUUUGGUCCCACUGCUCGACACAUCCGUAAUUAUACUGGCCAAACGUAUCCAAUAUUUACAACUACUUCGAAGUAGCUACUCAGUAGCUGCCUCUACCGCCAUAGCCUACUCACUCCUCUACUGCCAUAGCCUACUCACUCCUCUACUGCCAUAGCCUACUCACUCCUCUACUGCCAUAGCCUACUCACUCUUCUACUGCCAUAGCCUACUCACUCCUCUACUGCCAUAGCCUACCCACACCUCUACUGCCAUAGCCUACUCACUCACACCAAUCCUACAAUCUCGCGUCUGCACCCUGUAUGCAUAUCAACUAUCCACAUCAUCAGCAAUCCCUGAAUACUCAGCAUAGCCAUAUCACUGCUAGUGACACCAAGAGUUCAUGGGGGUUAUGAACUCUUGGUGACACCCAUAGCGACCUAUCAUGACUCACACAUCUUGACUCCGCACCCAGCCCCCACACAAACACCAUUAUCAUGUUGUCUGAGGAUUGCAUGGUUGUGCAUGAAACUCCGAGUUACAUUGUAGUUGUAACAAUCCGAUUGAUUAUAGUUUAUACGUUA
Molecule: messenger RNA, 5154 nt
Organism: Sycon ciliatum
Lineage: Eukaryota; Metazoa; Porifera; Calcarea; Leucosolenida; Sycettidae
Exons: 13
Coding region: 769-3789 (1006 amino acids)
Biological process (GO): cell surface receptor protein tyrosine kinase signaling pathway; positive regulation of kinase activity; multicellular organism development
Cellular component (GO): plasma membrane; signaling receptor complex
Molecular function (GO): transmembrane receptor protein tyrosine kinase activity; ATP binding
Source: RefSeq, a predicted model, not a curated record